Molecule: messenger RNA, 1619 nt
Organism: Neolamprologus brichardi
Lineage: Eukaryota; Metazoa; Chordata; Actinopteri; Cichliformes; Cichlidae
Source: RefSeq, a predicted model, not a curated record
GCAUGAUUGAGCCACACCACAUGGGUCCUAGGUAUCCAGUGGGUCCAGAUCCAAACCAGCAGCAGCACUCGUACAUGGGUCCGACUCAUGGCCCAUGCUUAGGACCACGUCCCAUGACCCUACAGCCUGGAGCUCCUCCUGAAGCCAGCAUCUACCCAUCCCACCACCGUCCAGAGGGCCACACUGUGCAUCCUAUGGGGAACAGGUUCUCAGGCCCGGAAGUAUCACCUCAGCACAACUACCCAGGCUUGAGACCUGCUGGCAUGCCACUACCUACUAUGUGGAGUGGUAUGAAUCAACAGGGGCAGGAGAGGCCCAGCGGCAUGUCUAUUCAAGACCCAAACAUGGUGAACCAGCGCAACUUUAGUUACGGUGGAAUCCCCCCACCUGUGGGUCAUAAACCGUGGCCAGAAGCUGCCGGAUAUCCCAACCAUCCUUCCAACGCCCAGUUUCAAAUGACUGCAGCAGCCAGCUCCCCUGGGCUCAUGUCUGCACGUCCCACUGCGCCCCACUCAGACUCCUCCGGCAGGACACGCUUGGCUUCCAUGCUGGAAAGCCCAGAGAUGCUGGCCCUGCAGCAGCUGUCAGCGUCUUCUGGACCCCCUGCUGGUGCCCCUCAUCAGCACACAGGCAACUUUCAGCAGCCUGGGCCCCCAUCAAGAAUUGGCAGCAUCCCAGCUCACCCCUCUCAACAGCUUCCCCCUGCCCCUGAGGUUCAGCUGCUGCAUCCUGCUAGAGACAAAGGCCCAGAUAGACAGCCUCCCCAGCAGACAAACUUGCACCCCAAAGGCACGACGUCGGAGACCAAGAUGGCUGCCAGCAACAUCUCUGAAGAAGCUCCAUCACACAAAAACAUGUUUCCAGUUAACCAAGAGAGCCCAUCCAACCCUAGCCCCACAAGGCAAUACUGUGGGCUUGCGGAUAAAAUGCAGAGCCCCCCAGCCCCAACCUUGGCCAGAUCAGAAGAGAAUCCUUCUGGAUCAGCGGCCGCACAGAGUUCAGCUAAAAGCCAGUUAGAUAGUCAGGGACACUCUGCCAGUGAAAGUAAUGGUACCAUUCCUGUUUCAUCCCAUCCCAACUCAAGUAACACUGAUCCUGCUCUACCCAAUCCCCCACAGCACAAACCAAACAGUCCACAGCCAAAUGCUCCAAGCCUUGCACUUCUUCCUCAGCACUUCCCACCGCUGGAUGUUGCAGCAGCUCAGAAUUCCACUCAGCAAAUGCCAGACAACUUAAAACUCGCAGAAAGUAUAAAUCAGGAAGGCAAACCCCAGCAAGCCAUUCAAAAACACGAGCAACCCGAGGCGGGCGGCACCUCUCCCGAAAGCCGCCCUCAGAGCUCUCCUCAGCCACUGAACCAGAACACACAGCAACACAAUUCUCUGCUAACCUCUCAUCACGUCCCCCAGAGCAUCUCGCCACACUGCACUACACAAAGCAGUCCCAUGCACGGGAUGCCGCAUGGUGCUACUCAAGGAGCCCAGCCUGGACCCCCACACCCAGCCCCUCUGACCUCUUUGCCACCCAGCCAUCCUGCCCCUCUAUUACCCUCUCAGCCCAGUCCAGCUGAUCUCGGAGAUCAAAGAAACUCUGGUGGGCGUUCCUUAUCUCUGCUUUAA